UAUCUUUGUUGAAAUACAAAAAAAUACUGACUUCUCAAGUCAUACAACACUAAUAUCUGCUCAUUUUUAACAAGCUACGUACAGUAUAUGUAAAAUGUUAUUUUUUUAGGCAGUCAAAAAGCAAGAGUACAAUAGUGCCCUCGAGUGGUAAAACAUUAACAUUACCACAUGUAUCAGCCUCCGUGAGAUUACUCUCUCGCCGCUUAGUAAAAAGAGCUACAAAGCGUCAUAAGAUGAUAGUUUCUAACCCAAUACGCGUUUUGACUCGUCAAAUUUGAGACGCAUUUCAAUAAUUCAAGAUUACGUAACUGUAGUGUGUAAAAUAAAAAAAUAAAGAGUGCAGUAAUAACGUUUCUGGACAGAUGGCGAUAAAGCACUUGUAAUAUACAUCAGAGUAUGGCGGUGGAAACGGAAGUCCGCCAAACCCGAAGAAGAGUAGUUUCCGGUGUGGGUGGUUUGUUUUAUGGUAGUUAAUGGCGGUCGCGUACAGCGUUGUCUGUCAACAUCCUCACGGUUUUAAUUGUAACUGUCUAAUUGUAAUCAAACAUGUACUCGGGUGUGUUGGGAAUGCGGGGUAGUUACACGAUAUUUAUGUUCAACUUUCAGGUUGGCUCAUGUGCCGUGGUGCUUGGAAAUUCACGGUUUAAGGCGAGGCGAAAACGACGUAAACGCUGAGCAUGGAGGACGAAGAAGGAGAGAAAGUCAGCGGGUGUGAAGUAGCCGAACUCCGUCUUCAGGUGGAGUCGUUGAAGGAAGAGCUGAAGGAGUGCAAAGCUGAGCUGGCCAAAUUGCAGAAGCAACUGAGUCAUUCCGAGAGACUGCAGAGGAGCACAGAGAGCUACAACGAUGAUUUGAGGAAACAGGUGGAUCAACUGAGUGCAGAGAUUCACGAGUGGAAGAAAAAAACUAAAGACAAAGUUCACACUGAAACUCAGACCGAAGAAUAUGUUUGGACUGACACAGACUAUUAUAACUACUACUACGGUGACUACUAUCAGAACACAGAGGCUGCGGACUCCCAGGAAAGUCUCGGGGCGACUCAAGCGGCGGAUGCAACUGGUGGAGGUGACUCGGCAGAGGUUGCAACAGUUGAGCAAGCGGAUGCAACUGCGGCCACGGCUGCGGAUGUGUCUACUCAACCUGAUAGCAGUGUGGUAGCCACCGCAGAGGGUGAUGCAGCAUCCAUUGCUGAUAUGCUAAGAGCUACCGCUGAGGAGGCCAUGACGCAGACGGGCUUUGUCUUUGACGAGACAACCGGCAUGUACUAUGACCACAGCACUGGCUUCUAUUAUGACUCGGUCAGCCAGCUGUACUACGAUGGCACCACAGGCAUUUACUACUACUACGACGCAGAAAGUGGACGCUACCAGUUUCACUCCAAGGUCGAUGUUUCUGCUGUGCACACUGGCGACCAAGAUGAUUGUGUGACUGAAAAGAAAGGCAGAUGGUUCAAAAGAGGUGUGAAGAAAACCUCAGCGUACAACGAUAAGGAGUACGCGUUCGAUGAGGUCAAGUCGGAGGAAGAAGAACAGCAAUCAAAGCGCACAACAGAAUCCCGAAAAACUAGACGACGGUCCCGUAGUCAUGAGUCGCGAGAAAGAGACUCCAAACGGCGGGGGGAGAGGGACAAGUCUUCCUCCAAGAGAAAAAAGCACAAAAGUGGCUCAAGCCACGACGAGAAGAGAAGGUCAAAGAAGAAAAAGAAGCGUUCCAAGUCGUCGUCGUCGCGCAAGAAGGAGCGCCGCUCGCCAACUCGGGGCGGUGACUUGGAGGGGAACAGCGAGGCCGAGGAAGGGGAGCUCACCGAGUCUGAGAAGGAGCAGUGGGAGUCUCCACCUUCUGUGUCGCCUUCUCGGAGCUCUCCUUGCAACCACAGCCCGGAGUCCGAGAUGGAGACUCAGUGUCGGGCAGAGUUGUGGCCGCCCUGCGUGAGAGUGACGGUGGUCCGAUCGCCGGUGCUGCAGGUUGGCACCUUGUUUAUCAUCACAGCUGACUCGGCGGCCACCAUCGGCAGAGAGAAAGACAUGGACCACGCAAUUCGGAUCCCGGAAAUGGGAGUGAGCAAGUUGCAUGCCGAGGUGUACUUUGACCAGCAGCAGCAGAGCUACAUGCUCGUGGAUCAGGGAAGUCAGAACGGAACGGUCAUCAACGGCAACAGAAUCUUGCAGCCCAAAACCAAGUGUGAGCCGCACCCACUGACCCACGGCGACGAGGUCAAGAUGGGAGACACGGUGCUGUCUUUCCAUAUCCACGCCGGGACCGACACCUGUGAUGGCUGCGAGCCGGGCCAGAUCAUGGCUCACCUCAGCAAGCACAAGCGAGAGGACACGCCAGGGCCAACGCUAACCAAAGAAGAUAAGGAAGUACUGAGACAGAAGGAGCUCAAAUCGAUGAAAGCCAAGUAUGGCCUCCAGGUAAAUGGCUCCAUCUGUAUGCGGCCCUUCUCUCUCCCCUUCCGCCUUUUAAGCUGCUUUUCCUCUCGACAGAGUAAUGAGUUUGAAGAAGGCAAAGCCCUGAGGAACCCAAAGUACAGGGACCGAGCCGAGUCUCGGCGUCAGACCGUGGGCAGCGAGGGACUUUUCCAACAAGAUGAUGCCCCUGCUUCUGUUCAUGUGGAGAUCAGCGAGGUCAAUAAAGGAAGGAAGAUGCUGGAGAAGAUGGGCUGGAAGAAAGGAGAAGGAUUGGGGAAAGAGGGAACCGGAAUGAAAGAUCCGAUUCAGCUUCAAAUCCGGAAGGCCCAAUCAGGUCUGGGAGCAUGCGGGACCAUGUCUGUGGACGACGCCUCACUGACCAGAUCCAAAUCCCAGAAGAACUGGGAGAAAGCUCGUGAGCGAUUUGCCGACUCGUGCCAGGUUGACACGCCGUCGCCCAAAACCCAGUGCGUGUCCCCUAAAGCCUGGGUCAAAGCGGAGCCCGAGAUUGCGGACUCCCAUGCCGACGUUGAUCCAGAGACCCAAAGUUAAUAAGAACAUCCACAUUCGGAAUACAUGAAUCUGACCUCAGCAAUCAUACACACAAUUCUGUGGAGAGAAGAACUCGGUGUCAGGGUCCACCCAGCUCCGGUGCUGUACUGCCACCGUGGCCGCCAUGGAUUGCUCUCAGCAAAUAUUGACACACCGAGGUUCUAUUUCUCGCAGUGAGCUCAUAAUGCGAGGAGACAACUGCAGAUAUGCUCGAAUGUUGCACAGCGCGACAAGAAGUCCCAACGCAUGACCCUAACAUGACCGUGACAAUGUGUAUUAUUAGAAAUGACUGAUGCUUUCUUUUAUUUUUCAUGUUGUAGAUAAAACAUCCAUCACUUGAUUGGUUGUUUGCCUCAA
This is a messenger RNA of Hippocampus comes (tiger tail seahorse), 3320 nucleotides long. It is a transcript of the gene aggf1, whose product is annotated as angiogenic factor with G patch and FHA domains 1. Gene Ontology annotation, molecular function: protein binding; nucleic acid binding. NCBI's taxonomy places the organism in Eukaryota, Metazoa, Chordata, Actinopteri, Syngnathiformes, Syngnathidae. The coding region runs from base 678 to 2963 and encodes 761 amino acids. Gene Ontology annotation, biological process: vasculogenesis. The transcript has 14 exons. The record is from RefSeq and is a predicted model, not a curated record.